This is a messenger RNA of Melampsora larici-populina 98AG31, 522 nucleotides long. RefSeq lists its product as uncharacterized. Bases 1 to 522 code for a protein of 173 amino acids. The transcript is spliced from 2 exons. The record is from RefSeq and is a predicted model, not a curated record. Lineage: Eukaryota; Fungi; Basidiomycota; Pucciniomycetes; Pucciniales; Melampsoraceae.
AUGCUCCAAAGGUGCUAUCCCGGAGUCUUGUACUUGUGCUUAGGAAUCACGGCUAUUUUGACCCUUCCCAAAACUUUGCAACCGGUGAAGUCUUGCUCCCGUUCAUCAAGACCAUUGGUUCAUCAAGACAAUCACUCUGUCGCCAAUGUCUUUCAACUUAACAUCACGGCUAUUUUAACACUUCCCAAAACUUCGCAAACGGUGAAAUAUUGCUCCCGUUCAUCAAGACAAUCACUCUGUGUCACCAAUGUCUUUCGAGUUCACUUGCCACCUUACAAGCACAAUAAGACUGUGUCUUCCGGUCCUCUCACGUUGCGGACUUCUCAUCAAAGUUUGACGCUAGCAAUCAACAACCAGGGCUCCUCCGUAUCUAUUGACCUUAGCAACACCAAUAUGAACAAUGCGUCUUCCGGUGCUCUCACGUUGAGGAAUCCUUGUCAAAGUUUGACGCUAGCGUUUAAGAAACGUCGCUUCUCUGUAUCUAUGGACGAUGGUGACACCGGUACAAAUAUUUCUCAAUAA